AUGCGCCGACUUCCAUCCAGGAAGUGCCGGGAAGGCGAGGCCUCUGGUCUAACCGGGUUGAGACUUUCAUCAUCGGAGGAGGGUGGAGUCUCGGGACUGGUCAGGAGUCCAGCAUCACCUGCCCCCCUUCUACACUCCUGCCUAUUUUCCUUGAGCAGAGACAUCAUGCCUCAUGGUCACAAGAGUAAGCUCCGCUACCGCGAGAAACGUCGCCAGGCCCAAGGUGACACCGGCAGUGUCAAGAGUGCUCAGGGGUCUCAGAGGGCCCCAUCCACCAGCACUGGUGGGGCAGGUUCGUCGGGCUCAAGAGCUCCUAGAGGGGCCGAGGGCCAAGAUGAGGGAGGUCCAAGUUCCUCUUCUGCCCGAGCACCCAAUGAGAGGUCACAUAGAGAGGUAACCAGGAGGGUGAUCAUCUUGUCACAGUUCCUGCUGUCCAAGUAUGAAGUGCAAGAGUGCCUUACCAAGGGAAAAAUGAUGAAGAUCAUCAACAAAGGGUACAAGGAGCACUUCCCUGAGAUCCUGAGGAGAGCCUCUGAGUACGUCCAGCUGGCCUUUGGCCUUGACGUGAAGGAAGUUGAUUCCAAAGGUCAGUCCUAUACCAUUGUCAGCAAAUUGGAGAUUACCGAAGAAGAGAAUCUGAGUGGUGGCAGGGGGUUUCCCAAGAAGGGGCUCCUGAUGCCUCUCCUGGCCAUGAUCUACACGAAUGGAAACCGUGCCAGCGAGGAGGAGAUGUGGGAAUUCCUGAAUAUGGUGGGGAUGUACGAUGGCAAGACGCACUUCCUCUUUGGGGAGCCCCGGAAGCUCAUCACCAAAGAUUUGGUGCAGGAAAAGUACCUGGAGUACCGGCAGGUGCCCAACAGUGAUCCUCCACGCUACCAAUUCCUGUGGGGUCCCAGAGCCCAAGCCGAAGCCAUCAAGACAAAAGUCCUGGAGUUUUUGGCCAAGGACAAGAAUACGUUUUCCAGUGUCUUCCAAGCCCUGUAUGGAGAAAGUUGGGGAGAUGAGGAAGAGAGAGCUGCAGGCAGAGAAUGGGCUGGGGCUGGUCCUCAUGCCAGGGCCAGGGCUAGUGUCAGGGUGAGUCCAGCAGGCCGUCCCAUCCGUGGUGAAGUCUGAUGCAGAUUCUUCACUUUGUUGUUGAAAAUGGUUGUUAACCUUCUAAGUAGUGGAGGCCAGCAUGGGGCUGGAGGGAGCACAUGUAUGUCUUCUUGGAUUCCUGUUAUACUGGAGUAACUUGUAGAUUAAGCUUUUUUUUUUUUUUUUUGUAUUUUUUGAAUGUAGUUCCUUUUAAUUGAAGGUUUAUUAAGAUUCAGAAGCUCAAUUCAACCUCAUGCAUUCAUUGCUAUUGUAUUGCUUGAUUUAGGAGUAAGUGUUUUGUAUUGUGUAAAACAAAUUGAAAAUCCUUGAAUCUAUUUUGAUGAAUCCAGAACUAGUUAACGUGGUAUCAGAAUAGGGAUGUUCUUUGAAACAUUAAAGACAUCUGCAACAAUUAGUUGGGAUCACAAGAUAGAGGUGGAUAAACAUAAAGUUUGGUCAAGUCUUGGUUUCCUCUAUUCCAUUCAGUCAAAGUGAAACGUACAUGUGCCUGGAUUUGUUUGGCUCAUUCAAGGCUGUUGUAGAAAAUAAAUCCUGAUGAUUUGAUCUCUUGUUCCCUGGCUCUUAUUUUCCCCGAACAAUAAUUGUGCAUCUGCCCUUUGGAAGGCUUCAUGCUAGAACUGGGGCCCUUUAGGCAAAGGUGUCGAAGCCCGUGUGUAUAGAUUUUAGAGUCUCAUAGCAGCUCUGAUAGAAGGAGGAGUUUGAGAUACAUUCCAGGACCUCAGGACUAGCAGAAAAGGAGUGAGCACUUCAGGGUUCCCUCUAGUGUAAAUGCCCUGAGGGAGGGCAAUUUGGGGCCUUGGGAGACUUUGAUCUCUCAGUGUGGAUUGGGGGAAUUUUAAGUUAGGAAGCAUAGGGUAGGGAAAGUUACGGGGUGAGAAGAGCAGGUAGGGGUGAGGCUGCGGGGAAGGAGUUGAGAUAAGCCUGUGGGAGGCGUGAGCAGGGCAAGACUCUCCCAUGAUGUGUCUGAGCCCGGAGAGGCUGAGCCUGGAAUGGAAACCAGCUCUUCACAGUGACUCUGGGAUUGGGGGUAAAGGAGAGAGAAAUCCCCACUUGGGGCAAGACUGGUAGGUAUUCUGCGCUUUUCUCCUCCGUGCACUUGAUCACACACAUGGACUAGGUAUGUUACGCACAGCGUGUCCAUGGAGUUCCUGAGAAAUAGGGCACUCCUCCCUUGGUGUCAGGAAGCCACUGGGAGUAGCCUUUUGCACUGGGCUCGGGGAGCCAGAGGCCAUGACGUUGAAUGGGCGGUAGAAUGAGGUUGUCUUGAGUGUCAUUUGGCAAACUCCAUGUGAAGACUAGACUUUUGGCCGUGGUAAUGUGAAUGAAAAUUGGGGUGACAUACUCUGAAGGGCUUCUGGGAGGGGAAAUUGUUGGUCCUUAACAGCACUUCUAGCUGCUUUGUUUUGCAUUGAACUGGGACAGUCUACCCACAUCCACAUGAAGGAAUAUACUCCCUACUAUGUAUUGAAUUUCACCACCAUGCCCCCUAAAAACAGGUCUUGUAAAUCCUAACCCUAUACAUGUAGUUACAGUGCCAUUUGGGAAUGUGUGUUUUUAUGUCAAAGAGAUGGCAUUGUAAGGUGUGUCUUUUUGAGUCAACCCACCAGCUGCUCCAAGGGAGAAACAUGUAGUUGUCAGCUUCUGUAAAGAUUUACAGCCUUGGAAAUCCUAUGGGGCAGUUGUACUCUGUCCUGUUGCAUCCCUGUGAGUCAGA
This is a messenger RNA of Loxodonta africana (African savanna elephant), 2809 nucleotides long. Its product is annotated as melanoma-associated antigen B2-like. Gene Ontology annotation, biological process: negative regulation of transcription by RNA polymerase II. The record is from RefSeq and is a predicted model, not a curated record. Gene Ontology annotation, cellular component: nucleus. Bases 1 to 1113 code for a protein of 370 amino acids. The transcript is spliced from 3 exons. NCBI's taxonomy places the organism in Eukaryota, Metazoa, Chordata, Mammalia, Proboscidea, Elephantidae.